AAUCUGUGUUCAUGAGUUUGCGCGUUAAGUUGUAAUUUCUAACCUAUUUUUAAUGUUUGAGGAUAUAGUUUUUGAAACUUGAAAAUGUGCCUGUAGUUUAAGAAAUUACUUCGAAAUAUCAUAGUAUAACAUUACGCGUGUGUACAUUUAAAAAUAUGCAAUUAAAAAUGUCAAAAUCGUUUAAUCAAAAUGCUGUAAAGCAGUUAUUACUGCAAGAAAAUAAAUUUAUUUUAGAUAUAUUUUCAAAAAUGCCAAUAUCUGCAUUAGAUAACAAGGAUAAAUUAGUUACACCUUUGAAGAAGAAUAUGUUAAACGAUAAUAUUUUCUCAAGUUUAGGUGAAAAAAAGAAAAGAGCACAAACAUUUGAAGAGCUACAUGCUAGAUUAGAGGGAUUAAAAAAUAUUAAACGACUAGGAUAUAAAGAAAAGCAGUUAAAAAAAAAUCUGAAAACCAGAAUAAAAAAGAUAUCAAAGAAGAAAGAGCGAUUAAUGCAAAAAAAAAUAAUAAAGACAGAACAAAAUGGAGAUACCUUAUUUGAAAUAAAAAAAGAAGAUAGUGAAAUACCAAAAAUUCCAAAACCAAAGCCAGUGUUUAAUUCAGAAGGUAACAUGGUAUUUAGUAAGUUUGAUUUUUCUGAAAUUGGGACAAAGAAAAAACCACCCAAAAAGGAUACAAAAAAAAUAUUGCUCGAGUUGAAACAAAAAAAAGAAAAGUUAAAAGCAAUGGAAAACUUAGGUGAAAAAGAAAAAGUAGAAGAAAUUAAAGAAAAGGAUGCAUGGAAAACAGUUUUGGAAAAAUCUAGUGGUGAAAAGGUGAAAAAUGAUCCAGAUUUACUUAAACGAAGACUAAAAAGAAAAGAAGGUAAAAAAAAACAAAGUGCAAAAAAAUGGGAAUCUAGAUUAGAAAAUGUACAGAAAGGAAUUCAAGAAAGGCAAAGCAAACGGCAGAAUAAUAUUACAAAGAGAAAGAAAGAAAAAAAGAUAAAUAAGUUAAAAAAGGCUGCUAAAAAAGGACGAGUAAUACCUGGAUUUUAAAUAUAACAAAAAAAUAUUUAAAAUUAACAAAAUCUAACAAAAAAAUAUUUAUAUAUUAUGUAAUUUCUGUUAGAGUCAGUUAAUUUUUUAUAUUAAAAAUAAUUCAAAUUAUAAAUUGUGUAAAUUACAUUCAAUAAUUCAUUAUGACAAAUUUGUACUAACAUAUUAUUGAUACAUUAGAAUACAACGAUUAUUUUUUGCUGUGUCAUUUAUUAAAAACAGAGCAUACAUUUACAUGCAGAAACAGAGAAUGUUACAUUUACAUUAUAUAUCUUAUAUUUUCUGCUAAUUUUUAUGCCUAACGUAACAACAAAAUCAGUAACAUUGUUCUUAUAAUAAAACAAUCAACGGAAUGUGAUUUCAAAUAAUACUUAUAAUUUUA
Frieseomelitta varia is the source of this 1416-nucleotide messenger RNA. RefSeq names its product surfeit locus protein 6 homolog (gene Surf6). Lineage: Eukaryota; Metazoa; Arthropoda; Insecta; Hymenoptera; Apidae. Gene Ontology annotation, molecular function: DNA binding; RNA binding. Gene Ontology annotation, biological process: ribosomal small subunit biogenesis; ribosomal large subunit biogenesis. The transcript is spliced from 4 exons. The coding region runs from base 156 to 1034 and encodes 292 amino acids. The record is from RefSeq and is a predicted model, not a curated record. Gene Ontology annotation, cellular component: nucleolus.